Molecule: messenger RNA, 3002 nt
Organism: Aspergillus homomorphus CBS 101889
Lineage: Eukaryota; Fungi; Ascomycota; Eurotiomycetes; Eurotiales; Aspergillaceae
Product: putative telomere silencing protein Zds1
Exons: 3
Coding region: 389-2968 (859 amino acids)
Biological process (GO): establishment of cell polarity; positive regulation of G2/M transition of mitotic cell cycle
Cellular component (GO): cell septum; cytoplasm
Source: RefSeq, a predicted model, not a curated record
UCCUCUUCUUCCUCCUCUUCUUCUUCCUCCUCUUCCUCUUCAAGCCCUCAUUUUCUCUUUCCCUCCUCUUCUCCUCCCUCCCCUCUCCCUCCUCUCCCCCGAUCUUCUAUUGAUCGUCCGUUACUAUCCUCUCUCCCCUCCCCGACGUUGGUCGCCGGAUGCCUAGCCGUCAUUGUCCUUUCUCACUCGUGGUCACCCUGGUGGUUGCUCCUCUUCCUCGAACAUACUUUUCCCCGCUCUGAUGAUUCCAUGACUAUCCUCUACCUGUCUACUCUUGCGACCUUGGUGGUACAUUGACCUCCUCUCCACCAGGCGAAGUUCCUGGUCCUUUGUCAACCUCGGGACGCUCGCCUUCUAGCUCCCCUCCCCCCUCAAAUCAUUUGCUCCCAUGCAGGCUUCACCGAGCCCCUCUGAGCCUGGAGGAGGGUACGCGACGCGGCGAGGUCAUGUCCCUCAACUGUCAAUCAGCGAUCCAAGUCAUCAUGUCACCGAAGCCAUCGGGCACAUGUACGAAGAUGACUACGACAAACGCGAAUCUCGGCGUCUAAGUUAUAUCUCCUCCCCUCUGAGCGAAGCGAUCACGAUCAUCCCUCCGAACCUUGCCGGCUGCGAAUCUCCUACCUCCCCCCAGUCUUUACAAGUGAAAAAUCAUCUGAGUGAAAUAAACCAACGGCAAGUGAAUGGACAAACAUGGACGCAAGGCUCCAAGUCUUUGGAGAGCAGCCCAACGUCCCCCGCCUCGACCGCCUCCCCUGGCUCCACCGACACCGCUACCACCUCCUUUCCUCUCAACGAUAUUGAUUACGAGUCCGACCCAGCCGCCGUGGCACAAGAGCUGAGCAACCUGGCCGCCAUCCGGCGGAUGUCGAUGGACGUAGCAGCCACUGGGGAUCCCGACCUGCCGAGUUUUUCAGUGCCCUCGGUCGCGCCAUCUCCCUCCGACGAUGAGAACGAUGCGGCCCGCCUAUUCUGGGUCCCCGCCCGAUUACAUCCGGAGUUGGCGCCCAAGGAAUUCAAAUCAUUUCUUGAAAGUAAGGCCGAUAUGAUCAAACGGAAAUCCGGCGAUUUCUCGACCUUGGGUUCGGAUCUUGAAGGGACGGGUGGAGGGCUCAGGCGGAAGCGGUCUAUGCUGUCGAGGCAGAUUGACAGCUCCCAUGGCUAUACGGAUGGUGCGGAACGGCUUGAGCGUAAACGUUCGCAGACGCAAAAGGACUCGUUGGGCCCCAACCUGCAUGAACUGGAGACAUUGGUAGAUGACACGAACUCGCGCACGCCGAGUGCUUCGUCAAUUCUCAGUGACAUCCAAAAGCUUGGUUUAUCGACCGACGAAGAUAUACCCAUACUUCCUCCUGCCCCUCCGGGCCACAGCCUUCGACGCGCAACAAGAACUCAAUAUCGCAAGGCUGGGAGCUUGAGGAAGGGGGAGAAAGCCCCAUACUCCAAGCGAGUAGGGAAGUCGGCGGACGGAAAUGAUCCUACGGGCGGACAAGCGGCCAUAGGUUUGACACGGGUAUCGACCGAUCCGACACCGAGUGUAACACGAGCGCAAGCCUUGGCCAAGUCUACCGAACGGACACCGCAUGCCCCUGACACAGCAUCCAGUUUCACGUCGGACUCGGCCUCGGAACCAUCCCCCACAGUAAGUGACUCCGUUCUUCCCGAUCCAGCCGGCCGGGCCAGCGCCCCUCCACCUGAACGUCAACAAUGGCAUUCGCGGAUCAGCUCAAAUGGACGCUCGACAUUGAACAUUCCACCCCUCGAACAGAAGAUUCCCGAGAUAAUCGAAACCCCGCCGCCCGAAAACAAUGCCACUCCUCCCAGCCCGAGUUCUCAGCAGGCCCCGGCCUCCAAAGCGCCUACAGUAUCCGAUCGACCUCACGAGCGCCCUCCUAACAAACGCUCCGGCCUUAGUCGCACGCAUGCGACAGAUGCUGCACCCACUCUCAACGAGUUCGCCAAUAACCCACAGGCCAUCCCCGGCAAUUCAAUGCGCACCGACAGUCUCUCUUUUAUCCCCACCGUGUCGGAAGACCGCAAGCCCGAAGAACGCAAGGCGGAAGAAAGGAAAUCCGAUUCGAAAAAGUCGAAGGACAAGAAGGAUUCAGAAGGGGGACGUAAGUCGAGUUGGCACUGGCUCCUCGGUACAGAGGAGAAGGACAAGGACAAGGAUAAAGAUAAGAAGAAAGACAAGGACAGUGAUUCGAAGAAGCACAAAGUGAAGUCUGCGGACAAAGCACACGAUGCAUCCCACUCUCCGCCGUCGUCGAACGAUACCAGCCAGAGGGGACGCGAAAGCCUAGCUAUGGACCGGCUGGACCCCAAGCUAGAGGAUGAACGGCGCAAGGACAACACACGAAGGACUUCCGGCGAAUCGAAGAAAGAGAAGGAAUCGGGAUUAUUCUCAUCCAUCUUUGGUGGCGGUAGGAAGAAAAGCAACGGAGAUAGCGGGCACCAUCACAAAAAGAGCUCCUCUCAAAACUUGUCGCCUGAGCCGCCGGUUCGGGAACUGCGGCCAGAUAUCGAUUACGCCUGGACUCGAUUCUCAAUUUUGGAAGAAAGAGCGAUCUACCGGAUGGCACAUAUCAAGCUUGCAAAUCCUCGACGCGCGUUGUAUUCCCAGGUCUUGUUGAGUAAUUUCAUGUACUCAUACUUGGCCAAGGUGCAACAGAUGCACCCGCAUAUGAUGCUCGCAACAUCAGCGGCCCAGAGGCAGCAGCAACGACAACAGGAGGAGUACCAACAGUACCAACGAUAUCAAGAAGAGCAACAAUACGCCGACAGUUCCUAUGAUGAUCCUCAGAUGUAUGAAUAUGGUGACGAUCACCACGAUCAGUACCGGUCCCAGUCGCGUGGAAGUAAGGAUAGCUAUGAAAGUGGGAAUGCAUAUGGUCCUGGCCAUAAUCAACACGGUCAUUCAACGUUUGGAGAUGACAUGCAGUUGGAUGAUGAUGAGGAUGAUAUGUGGUGAUUGUGAACGAACAGGUUGUCCCGCUACGGUCGGA